CGAUAAUUUUACUAAAUCGAUACAUAUUUGUAAGCUAUAAAUCUUAUUUGUUAUUGUUCUUUCAACAUUCGCAUAUUUUGCAAAACUUCAAUUGUUUACAAAAUGCAGGAAAAUAAAUAUAAUGAUUUAAUGCAGAAAAUCGAAUUAGAAGAGUUAACUCAGACUAACAUCGAUGUGGAAUCCUACAUACAACUGCUGGCGAUUUAUCUGUAUCAGGAUAAAAUAGCUGAUGCCAAAUAUUUAUGGCGAAGAAUACCACAAGUUUUAAAGGAAGACAAUAACGAAUUAGAAAGAUUGAAUUUAGUAAUGUGCACUCUAAUCGCUAACAAUGCAACCGAUUUCUUCCGACAAGUGGAUUAUCCUUGGUCAGCAAAUAUUAAGCAUAUAAUGCAGGAUCUAUUUGAGCGAAUGCGUAGUGAUGUAUUAACAUUGGUUGGCCAAGCUUAUAUAUCUAUUUUCGAACAUGAUCUGAUGCAACUUACUCACUUAUCUCGGGAUGAAUUAAAACAAGCCUGCCAAGCUCUAGACUGGAAAUAUGAAAACGAAGAUCAAAAGGCAGUAAUUAUUCCUAAAAAACCAGCGCCCAAUACUGAAUUCACAGCAAGUUCGGAAGAUUUGCUGUUGAAAUUAACAGACUUUGUUUCAUUUUUGGAAAAUUAAAAUUUUUAAUGAAUAAAUUAAAUCGUACUGUACAUAAUUAUUGAACGCAA
This is a messenger RNA of Zeugodacus cucurbitae (melon fly), 710 nucleotides long. It is a transcript of the gene CSN8, whose product is annotated as COP9 signalosome complex subunit 8. The transcript has 4 exons. Lineage: Eukaryota; Metazoa; Arthropoda; Insecta; Diptera; Tephritidae. Gene Ontology annotation, biological process: COP9 signalosome assembly; protein deneddylation. Bases 103 to 660 code for a protein of 185 amino acids. The record is from RefSeq and is a predicted model, not a curated record. Gene Ontology annotation, cellular component: COP9 signalosome.